CAUAUGAUAUGACAAUUUAGUUACACUUGGGGUAUAUUCGUGUUUUUAAAGAAAUAUUCUUAACGUCCAAAUUCUAAGAAUUAAUUAAACUGUAUAAAUACUUUAUUUUACUUUCGUGCUAAGUAUAACCCAGCCAUCAAAAAUGGUUACAAAUCAACAUUGGGUAUCAAAAUUAACCAGUUUUUACUUUUUCUAACUCUGGACAUGAUAAAUUUGUCACCAGUAUUUCGAUAUUUUAUACAAUUUCCCUUAGGAUGUGCAAUUGCCCACCCAUACUAUUCAAGAUCGCAGUGCUGUUAUCAAUUGUUACGACCAUAGCGUUAACUAGCAUGGAAAUGUAUACUAAUAGCGAAUCCAAGCAGGCUAUCCAAACCGUCAACUUAGUGGUCUGCUUCAUAGUACUCGUGGCCCUGGCAAUGGGAAUUUACGGAGCGAUUAUGAGCCAUAUCUUCAUUAUAAAGACGCUGAUGAUUAUUUUGGUGCUGUUCAGCUUAUUUAAAAUAGUUACGUGGAUAGUGUGUGCGAAUCUGUCGACAACUCUGUCUACUGUCGUCAUUCAUAUUUGGUUCCAGGUUAACACGGCGUCUUCGAUAAUCUGUACGGUUUUAACUGUUAAUCUCUGGAUGCGUUUGCAUGAGCAAACGAGGGAGUUUCAAUUGGGCUAUUAGUAAGUGGACAAAUAAAGAGGUUUUAAAAUUCGUAA
This is a messenger RNA of Drosophila takahashii, 703 nucleotides long. RefSeq lists its product as uncharacterized. The record is from RefSeq and is a predicted model, not a curated record. NCBI's taxonomy places the organism in Eukaryota, Metazoa, Arthropoda, Insecta, Diptera, Drosophilidae.